Molecule: messenger RNA, 2462 nt
Organism: Miniopterus natalensis
Lineage: Eukaryota; Metazoa; Chordata; Mammalia; Chiroptera; Miniopteridae
Source: RefSeq, a predicted model, not a curated record
CAGAGAGAUAGAGAGAGAGAGAGAUAGACGGAGAUCUCUGGAGCAGACCUCAAGCUCCUCCAUCCCUCUCCGAGCUCGGACGGUUCCGCACUUAUUUCCCCGGCAACUUCGGCCGCAGCAUCAGGCAUCGCUGCUUAUCGUGUUGUGGCUGGUGCAGACCCCCCAAAGCCCGCCCAGGGAGCUGGCUGCGCUAAUGAUUUUGGACCAUACCAUGCGGCGAAUGCCAGCCCAGAGGGGGCCGAAGCCUCAGGGCGGGUGACUUCCAUUUCUACUGGUUCACGUCUGGGGGGGGCCCUGGCCGGGCAGCCCCCCCACGUUUCUCCUGCCCUGAAACACGGCUCUAGCCAACCUGCUCCGCUGCUUCACCUGCGACCGCCUGUGCGGGGGCUGCACGGCGCCGGCGCCCCCGGCCCGCCAGGGCAUCGUGCUCCAGCCCGUCAUGCCCAGCUGUGACCCGGGCCCGGGCCCUGCCUGCCUCCCCGCCAAGACGUUCCGCAGCUACCUGCCCCGCUGCCACCGCACCUACAGCUGCGUCCACUGCCGCGCGCACCUGGCCAAACACGAUGAGCUCAUUUCACAGUCCUUCCAAGGGAGCCACGGCCGGGCCUACCUGUUUAACUCCGUGGUCAACGUGGGUUGUGGGCCGGCUGAACAGCGCCUUCUGCUCACGGGGCUCCACUCGGUAGCGGAUAUUUUCUGCGAGAGUUGCAAAACCACACUGGGCUGGAAAUAUGAGCAAGCCUUUGAGACAAGCCAGAAGUACAAGGAGGGGAAGUACAUCAUUGAAAUGUCACACAUGGUGAAGGACAACGGCUGGGACUGAGGGGCUCAGGCAGGCAGUGCCCUUCCUCCGCAUGCCCCACCCUCCCACACCUGUCUCCUGGCCCUGCCAAGCAGUCCAUACCAGCAUGAGUACUGCUCCACCCCUGGGGGGAUCCCGGCUCCCACCAACCCCUCCCGCCUCCACCUCAUCACUCCCAGGCCUCUUUGGCACAGGGGUCUGGGGUACCCCAGGGGUGUUCAAGGCUCAGGAGUGGGCAGCAUUCAGGGAGAGACAGAACUGGGGGAAAGGGGUGGUUGUGGGUCUCCGAGCCCCAAGGUCCUAUAAAUGGAGGUGAUGGCAGGGUAUGCACUAGGCAGAGGACCAUAGGAGGGAUCCGUUUUUGCUCCACUUUUUGAGUGAACAGGGGACAAAGCCUGAGUCAGGGGGCAGGGCUGGUACAUCCUAGGCCACAGAGUAGCAGAGAAAAGGCUUGGGUUGGGGCAAAAUUUUGGCCUCACACACAGGGAGAUACCAGUCUCCAAGGGUGAAGUAUCCCACCCCAUGAGUAGGAUUCUGGGGGUGGAAGGAAAAAUCUCAAAUCCCAGGCCCUGGGAAAUAAAGGGAUCACAGGGGUUUCCAUUUCACUCCACUUGUUUAUCUUGGCACUAAAGAGGCACUUUCCAGUAUCUAACCUUUGCCACUGGGUGGGGUGGGGAAAGCUGCCUCUGGAACAGCCCCCGCCCCCAGCUGGCUGUUUCCGGAGAGAGCAGUCUCUGUGGGCAUCCCCUGAGGCCCAGCCACUGCUCCUUGGGACACAGUCCCUUGGAGAGGAGGUGGGACAUCAGUGCUACGGGGUCAAGCUUCCUCGUGGUUGCCACCAGCGAAUGAAACUUUUGUAUGAUACAUAAAGUGUUUGGGUUUAUUUUUAAUAAAAAGGGGAAAAGCAGCAGUGAGUUGCUGUCCUCUGACUUUCCUUCCUUGUGCAAGUACCAUAGCCACCCCACCCCAUCCCUUCAGGCCACUAGGGGGCAGCAAUUGCUUUGUCUGUGGCAUGACCUCACUAGAGCCUUCACCGGGGGAUGGGUAUUCAGGUGAGGUUUUGCUUAGUAAGGGGGAUCACUUUUGUGAGAGGUAUCCCAUUUGAAGCAUCCACAAGUUUGAGUCUACUGGAGCCCUUGACAAUGAAUCAGUUUUUGCCUGGAUCCAUGAUUGGACAUCUGGAAGCAGCUCAUCCCAGAACCAGGGUGUACUGGGUCCCACUGCCUCUGCACCUGAUUCUGUAAUGUUUUGGUCAGCUCUUGGCCACACUUAAGGCUAAAAGGAAAAUCGACCAGCCAAGGUGCUGCCCUGGCAGUUGAUACGAAGUGGAACAAAACAUCUCAAAAUUGCAGUAUCAACGCAACCAUGUGACCCAAGUGCAAUUUUUGGCAGUGAUGUGAAAUUGCUAUUGUUGUUGGGUCACUGACAACUGCAGGCAGGACUGUACACACCAUAAAAACCAAAUAACAAGCUAGCUUGUUACUUCCAGAUUCAUUCAUUGAUAUUGCAAAUAUUUGCAAAGCAACUAUUUGCCAGGCGUGGUGUUAACCACUGGGGAUGCCAUGAAGAACAAGGCAGCUCGGCCUGACUUCAUGGCAGUCUAGUAGGACAAACAGUAACCAGGCAAUUCCAGUAGGUGACGGGAUCUUAACAGGGAUGG